AUGGACACAACAGAGAUCCGGAAUGAUACAUCAGCUAUAAAAGAUAGUACGGCUCAAAUCCUAGAAGAGAUCAGUCAACUCCAGGCACGGCUAUCACAUCAGGAUGACUAUAUCCUGCAGAGCUUUUUGGAAGACAUGACAACAUACACGGAGAACGCCUUAGACGGAGCAUCUAUCGAUUGGGAAAGUUCUAGCUUACGGGCCCCAUCUCCCAUCAUUGAAGAGGAAGAAGGCGCAGGCUCUGAUCACCUUUCAGAUUCGGGGUUUUCCGCGCAGUUCGCGCUUUUCAAUGUUCACAAGAACCAUUCUGAGUAUCAAGUUGCUGAAGAGGACAGACUUUCGGUGUGGGAAUGCAUCACGAACGUGGAAACCUACUAUACGGGGGUAGAGGGAGAAUGGCAGGACAUCUGCUUGAGACGACGGCGCCGAGCAGCAGUCCUGACAGAGCGGCGUCCCCCAUCCCCGUCUACAGUACCUUCAGAAUUCUUUGAUACCUUUAGUCUGAGUUUUGAUUGGGGUAUGCCACAGGGCGGACCAGACCCUUUUGCUGACGAGUCCGACGCUGAAUCUUACACGACUAGUUUUACAGCAUUGACGUUGCCUGGACGAGAAUUCGCCUUUCAGGACAUUCUUCGGCCCAGCCGCUUCCGACCACCCAGACGGAUCAGGAUCGCAUUCUAUAUCCCAGUAGAUUCUUUCAGCAUGUUUCCUGAUGAAUUCCAAACUCAAUGGAACUUCAUUUCUCAUUCUAUUGAAGCACUCGCACAGCGGGUUACAUCACCUUGGCAGAACAUUGUUGUUAUCAUCGAGGGGCCUCCUAGGUGGACGGGUCUCUACCCUGAGAUCCUUAUGCUCUUCAGGGAACUGGGUAUCCUGUUUGAAACAGAUCAGUCGAUAGAUUAUGUUGGCCGUGUCUCGGUAUAUCCGCCUUAUACUAUGGAACGUGAUGAGAUCUUUGAGCGACCGAUCCUGGGGACUAUAUACGAGGUAGGGCAUUCACUCAAGAAGCACGCUGUAGUCCGUUUUGUCUAA
Messenger RNA from Fusarium musae, 1032 nucleotides. RefSeq lists its product as uncharacterized. The transcript has a single exon. Bases 1 to 1032 code for a protein of 343 amino acids. The record is from RefSeq and is a predicted model, not a curated record. Lineage: Eukaryota; Fungi; Ascomycota; Sordariomycetes; Hypocreales; Nectriaceae.